Messenger RNA from Porites lobata, 8713 nucleotides. The record is from the annotation of a GenBank genome assembly. NCBI's taxonomy places the organism in Eukaryota, Metazoa, Cnidaria, Anthozoa, Scleractinia, Poritidae.
AAGUAUUAAAAAUAGUAGAUUUUGGGGGGAAGAAUCACCUGCAAGUCACCGCUGCGUGAACUCAAACCAAGAUGAAGACAGUUUUAUUGACUUUAAUGGUAAAGCUACUAAUUAAUCGCAAUAGUGAAUAUUAGUAUGACUUGAAACAGCUUUUAACCAUUGAAAAUUUUUAAGAAACUUGAUUUAUACUCCAAAUGUCCCACUGAUCGGAGUUUGUGAUCUCGAAUAACUGGUUGUGGUGUUAUCGAUGCCAGCAACUCGGAAUAUGAGGAGGCGAAUUAGCGUUUACGGCUGUUAUGCAUUUACUUUGUUUUAGGGAAAAUGCAUAUCUUAUGUAAAGUAAUUUAUUGAUUUAAUUUUAUAACAACUGAUUGCAGCAAUUGAAGGUUCUAAGAGCAGAUAGAUGAGAGAGAAAAGGCCGUCAAAAUUAAUGCCAAUGUUCUGAAGGCAUGCUAAGAAUACUCAGGACGGCAAGGCAAAAUGCCAUCGAAAAGCUCUUCCCGCUUCCUGAUAGCCCUGAAUCGGUUUUCAGUCAUUUUCAAAGUCGCGAAAGAAGUAAACGAAAAAGGGAAAACCGAUGUAUUAUGUCUUUUAUGACUAUACAUUCUUUACGAGAAUGUAGGAAGAUGCACGCACAUUAUACUGAAAAAUUUCAAGAUCAACACAAGAACACUAAGUAGCAAGAAUGUAUUUUCAAGUCACUCAGUUGGACAAUGAUUAUAACAAUGAUGAUCAAUGAAAUAUCAAUCUGUUCAUCCCAGAGAGAUUAACGUAUGUGACGCCAUGGACAGACCUCUUGAAUGAAGGGUUGGAGAUAUACUGUGUAAUCGCCAAUAUUUCACAAAUGCGACGAUUUCAAAGUGUUUCAAGUUACCUAUAUAAAAGUGUUUUUCAAGGUGUAUAGAAUCAUAACAUAUUUAUUUGUUGUUUACCAGACUAGGAGACGUCACAGUUUUUUCUAUUAUCACGGUUAUGGCAUUUCUUUAAACUUCAUGCAAGAUUGAUAUUUUUCAUCAAGGAAACAUAAAUAGAAAGUAUUGCGAAGUCUUUAAGGGUUCAGUGUUGUUAACUUUCGUUUCGACAGAGAAAAGUUAACUAACUAAAGCAGUAAAUUUGGUAAUGACAGAUUAAAAGUAAAACCAUGUUAAAAGGUUGUAAUAAUAGUUUGUACUACAACUGAGUUUGUAAAGUAAUCACACAUUGCUGCUUUGGCCGCUUUACGUUACUGAGUGGUAGCAAUAAGAAAUCACGCUUAACUUUUUCUGGACAAAUUGCAGAAAAAACUCAAUCUUCUAACUGGGUUUAUCUAUAUUUAAAGUAUUUCAACCACAAGUGACAUUUCAAAAUUGUUAUACGUAAGUUCACGAGCCGUUAGGCGAGUGAAAUUUGAGACAAUUAUCAUACACGAGUGGUAUUUAUACCAAAUAUCACGUACAAAUCAUGCUAUUAUUUGUUUAUACUACUACCCACAAAACUAAGCCAAUCAAAUUGCAUAAAUUUUUCAUGUAGUAGUACAAACUUCAAAAACCAAAUCGAAUUUUAAAAAUUCCUUGUUUGUGCUACCAAUGCCAAAUUCAAAAUGCGGCUUUCUAUUUUUUUUUCACUUUGAAUCCCUGAUAAAACGAAUAAAUAAAAAGUCUCCUUUUAAAUCCACAGCUUCGUAGUGUCCGAACACUUUCUCACACAAUGUAAUAAUGAAAUGUAAUGUCUGUUUUCGGCAGCUGGUGAUGGCAUACCUUGUGUCUGUCCAGACUCGUGCAGUCUAUCCAGAUAUGUUCAGUCUACAGCCUCAGGAGCAAGGUAAAAACGUAUCAUUACACUUUGUGAAAGGGUUGAGAAGAAAUAUAAAUGCAGAAAACUAGGUUGAAGAUUUAACUGUAUUUACCGGAUAUAUUCUCUGGUAUACACCGAAUGUAGAUAUGGCGGAUCUCUCGGUCGGCCCGGGUCUACUUGCGCGAAAGCGAGGCUAGUCAGGCCUGAAGAGUUUUGUUUUAACUGCGCGUCUUAGCGAUUGAGUCGAUCCAUAUGGUUUCCUUCGAGCUGUUACUUGCUUUGGCUCUUAAAAGAGCCAUCAAAGAGGAGAUUUAAUCCAGAAGAAACGAAAGUUGAUUAUCUUCCCUUUGCCAAGGCUCUUUACGAAGAAAGAAAUGGUUUCAAGCGAUUCGGCGUGGCGAAUGGAGGCAAUUUACUAUCACGGAGUUAAAAGAACGAAAGUGUGCUCGCUUUACUUCAGAAGAGAAGAUUCACGAAACAAUUAGAGUGGGCGAAUAACUGAGAGACGGUUCUGUUUCAAGUUUGCUUUGUCCGUUCUCUUAAUACCAAGUCAAGGUAAAAAUCCUCGAAAACGAGUGAAUCCGCCGUUGCGACUUACCAAUCUUUAGGAGCUCUCAGGGACACUUCACAACGAGGCCGAAUGUUUUCACAGUCCUCACGAUCCUGUGUUCAAGAGUUUGAGCAGUGCCACAAAAGAAGCAAUUUUUGGAAAAUCGCUGUUAGUUUAUCUCGAAACCAUUCGACAAGUUGCUAAAAUAGAUCACGCGCAAGUUCAAAUACAAUGCUCGAAUACUUGCACGAUCUUUCCUGCCAGAACCUUUCAGUUUCCUUCUUCUUACUAUCUUAGUUCGCAACGGUUCCUCUGUUAGUUUUUUCAGAGCACUUUGAUCAAGGGCUGUUCUUGAAAUAUGUCGCUUUCUUCUGGUUCUUGCAUAGUUUCAAAGGCCACGCUUGUAGGAUUAACACUGGGUGAUUAUUAUUGUUGUGUUUCAUUCACACUCGUCACUAUUGUUAUAUUUUAAUGCAGCUGUUUUCAGCGUGAAAAAUAAAAGAUCCUAAAGUCCACAGCGGAUGCUCCCGUUCUCGAGAAUGUUUACCUUUUGUUGAAUAAAUAACAGACCAUGCAAACAUCUUGGAGCAGCACCAUCUCUUGCGAAAAUUCUUUCAUUCAAAUACUUUCUUGAGUCCUCUCUUCUAAAGCAAGGGAAGCGAGCACACUUUCGCUGUAAAGUGCUUUCCAUCGCCGCGCCGAAUCGCAUGAGCUCCGUUAUUCCAGCUAGAGUAAAAUCUUUUUGGUGGCACUCAGGCACGCAACAACUCGAAGCAAAACAUAUCGAUAGACUCAAUCGCUUAGACGCGCAGUCAAAAUAAAACUCUUGAGGCCUUACUAGCCUCGCUUUCGCCCAACUAGACCCGGGCCGGCCGAGAGGUCCGCCAUAUUUACAUUCCGUGUACAAUUCUAUCCGCAGUUUAAAUUCUAUUUUUCAUUGUUUUUUAGUCAUAACGUGAGCAAAAAGACCAUAGGACAAAAUUGAACCAUAAUGUUUGUGUACGUAAUAAACGUUUUACGUUGGUGAAUAUAACCCUAUUAAGUGCAAUUUUGCAGUUAAAGCCACUUUAUACACUGUUGAUUCAGGAUUUACCAAAUGGUUUUCUAUUCUUCAAUCAAUUUUUCCUUAGUUUACCAUAUUUUUAACUGAAUGUUAGGUAGGUUCUAAACCGCAUCAUUAUUUUCUUUUCUAGCUCCAGCCUCUCCAUUGCAAUGUAUUCUUUGUGAGGGACAAACAUCUGCAAACUGCACCGCAGGCCAGGCAAAAGACAACUGCACAUCAGGUCUGGUUUGCUACACAUUUCAAGCGUUUGACGCAGCUCUAAACCAGUUUAUGUAUGCAAAAGGAUGUUUUCCUGAAUUCCUUUGUGGUGGAAACCAAGGUUGUAAUUUCGUGAAUACCUCUAGGAACGGAGCUCUCCAGUCGUGUUCCAUAAGCUGUUGUAACACGCCUUUAUGUAAUGCCGCCCCUGUACCUGCUGGUACCGUAACCACUAAUCCGCCACCAGCAACAACCCAGCCUCCAACCACAACUAUGGCACCAACAACAACUAUGGCACCUACUACAACCCCUCCGCCAACUACAACUGUCCCUACAACAGCGGCUCCCAUGACCACUGUUCCUCCACCUCUCCCACCAGGUAACAAUAUCUUCAAAUACCCGAGAAUGCAGAUGUCUACAUUGUAUGAAACAAGACCCCCAUAGUGGGGGUUCAUUGGGCUGCCGACUGCCUGAUGGAGUGGUUUUAUAGUUUGAGAAGUAUAGAUGAUAAUUACGCUUUUUUCUGGCAUAAGGGUACAGCCGACUCCAACCGGUGGAAUGGGUUAGAGAUUAGAUACUUACAAAUAGCCUUCUGAAACAAGAAACUAUUGGCAUUAUUUUUAACUGGGACAUUUCCAAAACGCACCACCCCCCAUUCCCCACCUCCAAUCUUUCUGCCCGCAUCCCCCACCCCCCUUGCCAAAAAAAAAUUAGAUAGUAUAACGUGGCAAAUUUCAUCUACCAGAAAUUCCAAAAAAUUAUUGUCGUUCAAAGCUUUUAAAAGGUGACCGGGUCAAUUUGGGCGUUUUAAAUACUAUUAAAUGACCGUAAAUUCCUGUUUCUUAAAACUCGCAAAGCAAAUUAAGGUUCAGUUUUAUUUCUGUCGGAUUUUGCAUUAGUAAAGCGCUUCUAACUGUCCAUGGCAAGUGAAUAUGUUUCUAUUUGACGGGACGAUCUACAAAUAGCAUAUUCCUUUAUUGCAAAAAGCAAAUUAAUUAGCAAACUAAUUUCACGCAGGGAGAGAAUUGUAACAAGUUAAAGCUUUUCCAGUUUGCUGGACUUUGGUAGGGCAUUGCUUCUGCAGCUCCCACACAGGCUAAUAACAUCAUCGAAUACUGCAUUUAGGUAAUUAUUCGGCGCAGAUAUAAGGCCAAUAACUCAACGAAAUAAUUUUGUGUUCGAUCCAAAUCGACUCCCAAAUCUGUGCGCCAGACGACCUGAAAUGGUCGUCCCCUCCCCACAGAAAUCGGCCCCAUUGGAGGGGAAGUGGGUAACGCAACGCCUUCUCGGUGGGCAAUCCGCCAUUUUGUCUUUUUUUGACGGAGAAAGCCCAGUCCAUAAUUGAGCGCCAAAGGCAACUGACAUUGCGCUUAAUGAUCGUUCUCCAUAUUUUGGUCAUUGGUCAGUUGACAUUGCAGGCAGCUUAAUACAAACAAGGUUAUGUGAGGGAUUCGGCACGGGAAGCUCAUUCACCUUCACUGCAUGUAAGAUUAAAUGUCCUUUUCUCUAAUUCCCAGGGAUAUGUGGUGGUCCAUUGACUCCUCCAUCCGGGUUCUUUGCAUCUCCGUAUUACCCCCUGAACUAUCCCAACAACGCGUACUGUUUAUGGACACUUGCUCUUCCACCAGGAUCGAUUCUCACGAUCGAUUUCCUUUUUUUUGAAACUGAACACUGGUAAGUGAAUAAUGUGUGUAAAUGUAUGCUGAGUGAAUGAGCUAUAUGUUAACAUAGGAUCUAAAAACUGCACCGGCUUCCUGUUCAACACAGGAUAAUAUUUAAAGUUCAAAUCAUCAAUAUAUGCGCUCCGGAAUAUCUGAGUGCCACACGGCUUUCUUGUUGUCCCCAAAUCCUUCACUUCUACCUACGGAGACCGAGCAUUUUCAGUAGCCGUACCUAAAUUAUGGAAGUAUUAGAUUUAUUUAAAAGAAGGGUCCAGACCUACCUCUUUCAGGACGCAUUUUUAUAGCUUGUUUGACUGAAGGAAAAGGUUUCUUUCGUUUUCCAUCAUCAAUUAUAUAUUUAUUGAUGUACUGAACCUUUUUCUUGUAUUUUUUUAAAAUCUAUUGAUUGUAAUCUUAGGCCAUGAUAACUAUUUAAUUUUUGCAAACGAAUUGAAGCAAUUUAUAAUGCUUCUCAAGUACUCUAAUUUAUUAUUAUUAUUAUAUCUUUUAUAUCAAGAGAAACGUCGUAUGAUACUCAGGUUCUCAUAAGCAAAUAAAAGGCAAAUGGAACGACGUUUUGGUGUCGUCAUGGCUCCAUUUUCAAGUGCAAAAUGUUCACAAUAAAAGAUUAACUUGUAAUAAUUUGUAGUGUUACGCAAAUAGUAUAGUUUAACUGAAAUCGAGACCGAUUGGACACAAAGAAAAGAACUAAAAUUUAACGGCGACAUAGUUCAAAAAGCGGAAUGGUCAUGAAGCCUUUCAGAUCUCUUUGUUCGAGUAGCAUUACUUUUCCCUUUUUGAAUUUACUGACCAACAGAAAAGUCGCAUUAAUUUAUUCGGUCACAAUUUGUGAGCAAUUAUGCAAGGUUAGGGAGCUUCCAACAAUACCAUUAUUUUGUUUUCAUCUUUGGUUGGCUUUCAUAAAAAGUCUCCUCUACUCCCUAUGAUGCAUUCUAAAUGUUGUGGUGUCAAGAACAAUAGUUAUUUUAGUUACCAUGAACCCAAUCAGUUUUAUUAUAACUCAUAACUCAUUGCUACAAUCAACUGAUUUUUGUAAAAAUGUAGUAUGAUGAUGGUUUAUAACCGAAUUCAUGCAACGCUUUCGUCCAAUUGAUAACCAACAUCCGGUUUUUGGCGCACUUGCGGAAAGCAGUGUUCUCUUUAAUAGACCAGUUUUUAACUCAAACCUCGGGUAAGACAAUAAUAAGGUAAGGUUACUUAACGUAGAAAUAAAUCCUUGCUGAUAAGGUUACUUGAAAAGUGACCAGAAAGAAUUUUUUUUUUUCUGCAGCUAUGAUUACGUGGAAAUUUACUUAGGCGUGCGGCUUGUUCGUCGAUUAUCUGGAGAUGACGACGACGACGACGACGAUGAUGAUGAUGACAAGAAAAAGCAUCACUAUGGAGACGACGACAAAUGUGACGAUGACGAUGAUUUUGACGAUCUUGAUGAUCUCGACGAUAUCGACGAAGAGGAAGACGAACGAAAAAUUAUAACCAUACGAGGGACAGGCGAGAUGAUAAAAAUAGUUUUCCGAUCCGAUUACAGUGUUACAAGGAGAGGAUUCUUCGCCAGAUACAAUGUGGCUGCACCCGGUAUUUUUUCAUUUGUUGUUGUUGUUUUUGUUAAAAGGAGAAAAUGAUAAUUCUACGAAAUUAUUAUCCUAAUUAAAACAUAAAAUUCUUUUCACAACUCAUUUAUUCAUUGUAACAAAAGUUAGUUAAUGAAAUUAUUUCUCCAUCUCGAAGAAUAAUUUGAGUUUUAGUUUUCCCCUUUGUCCACCAAAAUAAAUAAAACCUCACAGAGAUUCAAUUUUACCAAGUUCUCUUGUUCCUUUAAGAGCCCUAUUCUAAAAUUACACGGAUUUCCAGAAUUUUCUUCAACGCUAGAAAUUAUAUCAUUGUUUCCCUGUUGCCCGAAAGAAUAAAAAAUUGCCCUUUUCCCGAAAAGCUACUUUAUAUGAUAAUUAUCAUCAGUUAUCCAGGAAGGACAAACAAUCCAAUACCUUCCUCGAGGUUUUUGUCACGGCUCGUCCAAUUGGAGUGGCUAUUGAAAUAAUAAUUUGAAUCACUAAAUUACAUUAAAUAUAUACUUCUUUUUUAAUUUCGUUGAAACAGUUCUAUGUGGAGGACCACUGGUGGCACCAUCAGGGAGUUUUACAUCUCCUAAUUUCCCUAGCAACUAUCCAAACAAUGCCGACUGUAGGUGGACAAUCACGGUGCCACUAGGAUCAACUCUAAUGUUGGAAUUCAGAACGUUUGAAACACAGCGAUGGUGAGUUGAUAAACUGAAUAGAUAGGAAAAAAUCAGUUCGUUAUUUUCUUACCAUUAAUAUCAUUAGGAGUCGAACUGAUAGUCACACUGGUAAUCACUAUACCUUACUCAUUUUUGUCAGUAAAAGUUAAAGAUACAUAUGUUAUAUUUGAACAAUUUUUUUUCAAUGACUUGGAUUUGCUUAGAUUUAUUUUUCAACUCAAAAGGGACCUCAGUGGCUCAUUCUUAUCCAUUUGAUCAGGAAUAUUCAAAUGGUUAAACAAGUAGUUGCCCUACAUUUUUCAUAUAUUCGCGAAUCUGCAAUUGUAUGAGAUUGGCUCCUACCGAAAUCUGGUUAUCAAGCUAUAUAUAGUCACUGUCAUCUAUUCUAUCUUCUUUUCUCCUGCAGCCGUGAUUACGUAAAAAUUCUUCAAGGAUGGCGCGCGGUACGUCGUUUGAGUGGCGAGUACGACCACGAGGAUGGCGAUGAUGAUGACGAUGACUGCGAUGAUGAUGAUGAUGAUGAUGAUGAUGACGAUGAUGAUUGCGAUGACAAUGAUAACAAAUGGGGAGGAAUAUUUUUAAAAAUGAUGGAAGGAAAAUUUGGUCCUCCGUGUGUUAAGAAAUUCUACAUCAGAGGAACAGGCGAGAUGGUAACGAUCAUUUUUACAUCUGAUCAACGAGUCACCAGACGAGGCUUCGACGUGGUGUACCGCAUCGUAUAAAGAGGGCUAUCAUGUAUUUAGGCAAUGACGUUUAAAAAUGGCUUUAGAUCUCUUACCCGCAUAGCAUGUGAAAGACGGGUUUUUUGCAACCAGCUACUGAACACUUAACAAGGAUAUGGUUCAAAAGACGACUACUAAAAUUUCUUCUUUCUUGAGCGAGUAUCGCACGAUUUGUUUCAAAAUGAAUCAACAUUGCACAGGAUAAUGCAGCUUUCACUAAUCGAGUAAGCCUUUAUCCGCCUAUUCGGUAACAGUAUUUGAAUGUAUAUAGUUUAUAACCCUUUGUGCACAAUAUUGAUGCUGAUUUUGAAAUGCGGCAAAUAAAAAAUAUUCAAACUUCGUGAGCGCUGAUCGGUAGAUUGGACCGUCCUUUCAAGGACAGUUUAAAAAACCUUAAGGAGCACUUUUAACGUUACAUUAAGUUGUAAUUUUAUUACUUUGCCUUUAAAAAUUUUGACUUGAUUUCGUUGACUUUUACAUACAAAAUAUGUC